Messenger RNA from Miscanthus lutarioriparius, 1584 nucleotides. The record is from the annotation of a GenBank genome assembly. NCBI's taxonomy places the organism in Eukaryota, Viridiplantae, Streptophyta, Magnoliopsida, Poales, Poaceae.
AUGGCGACCUCCACCGCGGCCUCCUCGCUCUCCCUCCUCUUCUCCCACCCCCACUCCCGCCAACCAUCCGUGCGGGGGCCCGCCGCCGGCUCCCACCUCCGCCUGCCUCCCCGCGCCAGCCCCAGCCGCCCGCGCUGCGCCUCUUCCGACACGACGGCCACGAAGCACCGCCGCCCAGCGGAGGAGAACAUCCGCGAGGAGGCGGCGCGGCUCCGCGGCCCGGCGCAGGGCUUCUCGGCGUGGUACGAGCCCUUCCCGCCGGCGCCCGGAGGCGACCCCGACGAGCGCUACUCGCUGGACGAGGUCGUCUACCGCUCCAGCUCGGGGGGCCUCCUCGACGUGCGCCACGACAUGGAGGCGCUGGCGCGCUACCCGGGCUCCUACUGGCGCGACCUCUUCGACUCCCGCGUCGGCCGCACCGCCUGGCCCUACGGCUCGGGCGUCUGGUCCAAGAAGGAGUUCGUGCUCCCCGAGAUCGAUUCCGACCACAUCGUCUCCCUCUUCGAGGGCAACUCGAACCUCUUCUGGGCGGAGCGCCUCGGCCGCGAGCACCUCGGCGGGAUGAACGACCUCUGGGUCAAGCACUGUGGCAUCUCCCACACCGGUUCCUUCAAGGACCUCGGCAUGACCGUGCUCGUCAGUCAGGUGAACCGCCUCCGCCGCGCGCCGCUCUCGCGCCCCAUCAACGGUGUUGGCUGUGCGUCCACGGGAGACACCUCUGCCGCGCUCUCGGCCUACUGCGCCGCCGCGGGAAUCCCCGCCAUCGUGUUCCUGCCAGCGGACCGCAUCUCGCUGCAGCAGCUCAUCCAGCCAAUCGCCAACGGCGCCACCGUGCUGUCUCUAGACACUGAUUUUGAUGGCUGCAUGCGGCUCAUUCGCGAGGUCACUGCAGAGCUGCCAAUCUACCUUGCCAAUUCGCUCAACUCGCUUCGCCUCGAGGGGCAGAAGACAGCGGCCAUCGAGAUAUUGCAGCAGUUCAAUUGGCAGGUGCCGGAUUGGGUCAUUGUUCCAGGAGGCAAUCUUGGGAAUAUCUAUGCAUUCUACAAGGGGUUUGAGAUGUGCCGCGUUCUUGGACUUGUUGAUCGUGUGCCACGCCUUGUCUGUGCACAGGCUGCAAAUGCAAAUCCGUUGUACCGGUACUACAAGUCAGGCUGGACUGAGUUUCAGCCACAAGUUGCUGAAACUACAUAUGCAUCUGCGAUACAGAUUGGUGAUCCUGUAUCUGUUGACCGUGCGGUGGUCGCGCUGAAGGCUACUAAUGGUAUUGUGGAGGAGGCUACAGAGGAGGAGCUAAUGGAUGCGACGUCUCUUGCUGACCGCACUGGGAUGUUUGCUUGCCCACAUACUGGGGUUGCACUUGCUGCUUUGUUUAAGCUCCGGGAUCAGCGUAUAAUUGGGCCUAAUGACCGCACUGUGGUUGUUAGCACAGCUCAUGGGCUGAAGUUCACUCAGUCAAAGAUCGACUACCAUGACAAAAACGUCAAGGACAUGGUUUGCCAGUAUGCUAAUCCACCGAUCAGUGUGAAGGCUGACUUUGGUUCUGUGAUGGAUGUUCUCCAGAAAAAUCUCAAUGGUAAGAUAUAA